AUGGCUACAAGCCUCAACAUCGGGGCAGUCCGCACUGGACUCGCACCCCGACUAAAACAAGCCAAACCGCGAACCUCGAUGCUUCGACGAACAUACACCUCCGCUACAGCCACCACACCACCAGUCUCACCAUUCGCUCCUCGACACUUCCUCUCAAUUGCGGAUCUGACCCCCGCUGAGUUCACAACCCUUGUCCGCAAUGCCUCCCAACAUAAAAAGACCAUCAAAAGCGGCUCUGUGCCACGGAACCUGCUCGGCGCACUUUCCGGCAAAACGGUAGCAAUGAUGUUCAGCAAACGGAGCACUCGAACCCGAAUCUCGACGGAAGGUGCCGUUGCUCAAUUGGGAGGUCAACCCAUGUUUCUAGGGAAAGAUGAUAUCCAAUUGGGCGUCAACGAGUCGUUAUAUGAUACAGCCGUCGUGGUGUCGUCUAUGGUGUCCUGCAUCGUUGCUCGGGUUGGUAAACACCAGGAAGUGGCAGAUUUGGCGAAGCAUUCUACCGUUCCCGUUAUCAAUGCUUUGUGUGACUCGUUUCAUCCAUUGCAGAUUGUUGCCGACUUUCUCACGAUUCAUGAGACUUUCUCAGCGCGCCCCACUGCGGGAGUGAAUAGUUUGGGUAUGGAAGGGAGGAAGAUUGCUUGGGUUGGAGAUGCGAAUAAUGUCUUGUUUGACAUGGCAAUUGCCGCUGCUAAGAUGGGCGUCGAUCUCGCCGUUGCUACGCCAAAGGGAUACGAAAUCCCAUCUACUAUGCUUGAAAUUAUCAAGCAAGCCGGAGCAGGUGUUCAAUCACCCGGAAAAUUGAUACAGACCAAUGUCCCCGAGGAAGCCGUCAAGGAUGCGGAUGUCCUGGUUACAGAUACAUGGGUAUCUAUGGGCCAAGAGGAGGAAACAAUCAAACGAAUGAAGGCCUUUGAAGGUUUCCAAAUUACAUCUGAACUUGCGCAGCGAGGCGGUGCAAAAAAAGACUGGAAGUUCAUGCACUGUCUACCCCGUCAUCCGGAAGAGGUCAGUGAUGAAGUGUUUUACAGCCGUCGCUCGUUGGUCUUCCCUGAAGCCGAGAACCGGCUGUGGGCUGCUAUUUCGGCACUGGAAGGAUUUGUCGUUAAUAAGGGAAAGAUUGAGUAA
Molecule: messenger RNA, 1125 nt
Organism: Talaromyces amestolkiae
Lineage: Eukaryota; Fungi; Ascomycota; Eurotiomycetes; Eurotiales; Trichocomaceae
Exons: 1
Coding region: 1-1125 (374 amino acids)
Biological process (GO): L-citrulline biosynthetic process
Cellular component (GO): mitochondrion
Molecular function (GO): ornithine carbamoyltransferase activity; amino acid binding
Source: RefSeq, a predicted model, not a curated record